UCAUGUGUAACAGAAUGACGCGUAAAGGAAAAAGGAAAAGUGCUGCUGUUUCCUUGGCUGUAGUUGUUAUUUUGAUGUGUUGUUUGGCGCAAACGAUAGACUGUUAUCGACUGAGGAAAACAGAAAGACGAAAAGGCCGAAAAGAAGCUGAGGCAUCCAAAACGAUAGGCGUCCAUGAGGGGAAAAUUGUGUUCGGGAGGGUCUUUAAGAAAGGGUCAGGCCUUGAGUCACAAGCCAUUGACGGGACCAAGAAGCUGUCCUCAAACGCUUCUAUGGAGGAUGAAGCUGCUUAUCAAGCGGACUUUGCAGGCUGGUCGGAAGGUCAAGUGCAGGAUACCAGUUCCAUAGAAGAAUGGAAGAUCAUGUCGCCCUCUCUGCAUUGUGGUGGUGACCAGUUGAAGUUCAGCGCAGUCGGACCAGGAGCUUCGCAGUUUGCAGUGGAACAAGGAAAUGCUUCUCCAAUGCCUCUGUCCCAAGUCCCUCGCUCUUGUGGCUAUGGCAUGCAGAAUAACCCCCUUGGGCUUGUCUUGUUGGUUCCCUAUGAUGGCUGCAAUGUGGCUCAAGAGGGUGGAAGCUACAUUCUCCCAAUGCGUUGGCAGGGAAUUCCAGUCGUACUCUGGUGUCGUAAACCUGCUUCACCUUCCCCCACAACUGCUGCCCAAGAAAACCAACAUCAGACACCCUGGUACCCUCAAUCAUACCCCCAUGUGAUGCCGCCGCCACCCCAUGUGAUGCUGCCGUCCCCCUAUGUUCCGCCGCUCCCCUAUGUUCCACUCCCCUAUGAGCCACCGCAGGGUGUGCCGCCGCAGGGUGUGCUUCAGUCGACGCCGCAGCCCAAUGUAAUGCAAAGGAGGCUUCAUUUUACGCUGCCAAUGCCCCAGGUGUACACUGCUAUUCCCCAUCAGGUGCAGCCCCAGACUUACCCUGCUAUUCCCCAUCAGGUGCAGCCCCAGACUUACCCUGCUAUUCCCCAUCAGGUGCAGCCCCAGACUUACCCUGCUAUUCCCCAUCAGGUGCAGCCCCAGACUUACCCUGCUAUUCCCCAUCAGGUGCAGCCCCAGACUUACCCUGCUAUUCCCCAUCAGGUGCAGCCCCAGACUUACCCCGCUAUUCCCCAUCAGGUGCAGCCCCAGACAUACCCCGCUAUUCCCCAUCAGGUGCAGCCCCAGACAUACCCCGCUAUUCCCCAUCAGGUGCAGCCCCAGACUUACCCUGCUAUUUCCCAUCAGGUGCAGCCCCAGAUUUACACUGCUAUUCCCCAUCAGGUGCAGCCCCAGACUUACACUGCUAUUCCCCAUCAGGUGCAGCCCCAGACUUACCCCGCGAUUCCCCAUCACGUGCAGCCCCAGACUUAUCCCCAGGUGCAGCCCCAGGUUUACCCCUUGGUGCCUCAGAGAGGCAGGGACUCUGAGUCAGAGAUUCUGCUUUUGGAACUCUAUGACAUCACUCUAUGA
Cyclopterus lumpus (lumpfish) is the source of this 1454-nucleotide messenger RNA. Its product is annotated as tyrosine-protein phosphatase non-receptor type 23-like. The coding region runs from base 3 to 1454 and encodes 483 amino acids. The record is from RefSeq and is a predicted model, not a curated record. NCBI's taxonomy places the organism in Eukaryota, Metazoa, Chordata, Actinopteri, Perciformes, Cyclopteridae. The transcript has 5 exons.